CUAUUGCAGCCAGAAUUGUGCCCGGCAUAUCAAAGACAAAGACUUUUCCUUUAGAGACGCGUGGACCCUGACCCCAUUACUUCCAUCAUGUCUGGUCUGAGUUGUACUGCAUAAGUCCUGUCUGCAAGGGUGACCUGUGUCUCUUCAGCCUUUUGAUGACCUCAUGUGCUCCCUAGCUGAGAGUAUUUCAGUGACUCUGGACCACAUACAUUUUGAUGAUACGGAUGUUUAUGGAAAAGCAGUUUUGUUUAUAUGUGGGGGGUUCUUAGGUAACUCACCCAAAACUCCACCAAUGAAACGGAGCCACCACAAACCGGGGACCAGCUGAAUGAAGAUGGCCGUAGAGGGUUGUGUAAUGAGUUGCCCGACCUCAGACCUCAGCGCAGACUGAGGUUUAGGAGACAGAGGUGUGCUCUGUGGCUGACAGUGCUGUGGGCCCUGGCCAUUUAGGGACUGUCUGACAAGUUCAGCUAAUCACCACGGUGCAUUUUUGCAUAUAAUUUUGUACCACAAAGCAGUGACUUGACCCUUAUAUUUUCGUGGCAUUUCCCAUGUAUUUUCACCAGCAUAGGCCUGGGAAUUGUCUGUUUUUGUUGGCCAGCUUUUAUUUUACAAAGUUACACUUGGCCUUUUUUCAGUUGCACUUGUCAUUCUUAAUAAUUGCUAGAUCCUUGCAUUAAAAUGGCCCUGAAGACUAAAACAUCUCUAAAUAAUUGAUUCUUUUAUUAGUGUGGAUGGCAGAUGUGAAAGACAGAUGAUUUUAAACUUGUUAGAGCCUGUUUCACAUACAGCGCUGAUCCCCUUUUGAAAUUAAUAUAUAAGCUAAUUUCCAUUUUCUACCCUGAGCUGUUACACAUGACAGUGGUUCCAAGUGUUCCUUAGCUAUGAAAUUCUGAUGCCUACACUCUUCUCCUGGUGGUUCAUGUUUUUCCCUUGGAGGAUAAUUUUUUUUUUUUAAGUUGCAUGAUAAUCCACAUGUAGAUGUUUGAUAGGUAUUGUUUCCUGUCACUGUUUUGGGUUUAUAAACACAACAGAGAUCAGAAGGAAGAAGGGGACAUAGGAGAAGACAACGAGGAAGAAGAUCCUAAGUGUAGUCGGAAGAAGAAACCGAAAUUAUCUCUGAAAGCCGACUCCAAGGAGGAUGGAGAAGAGAGAGAUGACGAGAUGGAGAACAAACAAGAUGGAAGAAUCCUGAGGGGUUCGCAGAGAGCCCGAAGGAAAAGACGAGGUGAUUCAGCUGUAUUGAAGCAGGGUUUGCCUCCUAAAGGAAAGAAAGCCUGGUGCUGGGCAUCCUAUCUGGAGGAGGAAAAGGCUGUGGCGGUGCCCGCGAAGCUCUUCAAGGAGUAUCAGUCCUUUCCAUAUAACAAAAAUGGGUUUAAAGUUGGCAUGAAGUUAGAAGGUGUGGACCCUGAGCAUCAGUCUGUGUACUGUGUCCUCACUGUGGCUGAGGUUUGUGGAUACCGGAUAAAAUUGCACUUUGAUGGAUAUUCUGAUUGCUAUGACUUCUGGGUAAAUGCAGAUGCUCUGGAUAUUCACCCAGUGGGGUGGUGUGAGAAAACUGGCCAUAAACUCCAUCCUCCGAAAGGUUAUAAAGAAGAAGAAUUUAAUUGGCAGACCUAUCUUAAGACAUGCAAAGCUCAAGCUGCUCCCAAGUCAUUAUUUGAAAAUCAGAAUAUAACAGUGAUCCCGUCAGGCUUUCGAGUUGGAAUGAAGCUUGAAGCUGUAGACAAAAAGAAUCCUGCGUUCAUCUGUGUUGCUACGGUAACAGAUAUGGUGGACAAUCGUUUCCUGGUACAUUUUGACAACUGGGAUGAGAGCUAUGACUAUUGGUGUGAAGCAUCAAGUCCACACAUUCAUCCAGUCGGUUGGUGUAAAGAACAUAGAAGAACACUUAUUACUCCACCAGGUUAUCCAAAUGUGAAACAUUUUUCUUGGGAUAAAUACUUAGAAGAAACCAAUUCUUUACCUGCUCCUGCAAGAGCUUUCAAAGUGAAACCUCCACAUGGAUUCCAGAAAAAAAUGAAGCUUGAAGUCAUAGACAAAAGAAAUCCUGUGUUUAUUAGAGUAGCAACAGUUGCAGACACGGAUGAUCACCGAAUAAAAGUUCACUUUGAUGGCUGGAAUAGUUGCUAUGAUUACUGGGUAGAUGCAGAUUGUCCUGAUAUUCACCCUGUGGGCUGGUGUUCAAAAACCGGGCAUCCUCUUCAGCCUCCUUUGAGCCCCUUAGAAUUAAUGGAAGCUUCAGAACAUGGCGGAUGCUCAACCCCAGGAUGUAAAGGGAUUGGCCAUUUUAAGAGAGUGAGACACCUGGGCCCUCACAGUGCUGCCAACUGUCCCUAUUCAGAAAUCAAUUUGAAUAAAGACCGAAUUUUCCCAGACCGUUUAAGUGGUGAGAUGCCUCCGGCUAGUCCAUCAUUUCCAAGAAAUAAAAGGGCAGACACAAAUGAAAUCUCUUCAUCUCCUGAAAUCAGAGACCAGCAUGCUGAUGAUGUCAAAGAGGACUUUGAAGAGAGAACAGAAAGUGAAAUGAGGACGUCGCAUGAAGCCAGAGCAGGUGCCCGGGAAGAACCGAGCAUACAGCAGGCACAGCGUCGAUCGGCUGUCUUUCUGUCCUUUAAGUCCCCGAUUCCAUGUCUGCCCUUACGCUGGGAGCAGCAGAGCAAACUUCUUCCCACCGUAGCUGGGAUCCCUGCCAGUAAAGUUUCCAAAUGGAGCACAGAUGAGGUGUCAGAAUUCAUACAGAGCUUACCUGGGUGUGAAGAACAUGGAAAGGUAUUUAAAGAUGAACAAAUUGAUGGAGAAGCCUUUCUGCUUAUGACCCAAACAGACAUUGUUAAAAUUAUGAGCAUUAAGUUGGGCCCUGCUCUCAAAAUUUUCAAUUCUAUCCUGAUGUUCAAAGCUGCAGAGAAGAACUCUCACAAUGAACUUUGAAGAUGGUGAAUUUUGAAUACCAUCAGCUUUCUGCUUUAAAGCUCAUGUUUUAUUCAAAGCACAAGGACAGUUAUAACUCCUACACAAGAAGUCUCCAAAACUCAAAAGAGCGAUGCUAUCAGAUUAUUUAUAUUCCUCAAGAGACAAUAUAUACGAAUCCUUAUGAAAGUCCUUCGGCUUUUAACCAAGUACUGUCUAACAGCGGUCAUCCUUUGGUUCUGUUCACUGAGCUAAAAUUUAUCUUUGUACAUCUUUUUGAGGCUGGGGGGUGGGGGGGAAGGGGACUUCGUUAAUUAUUUAUGGUAAAAGGGGGGGAUCGGAGUAAGAAUUUUUGGCAUUUUGUAAACAUUGUUGAAUUCUCUUUCAUGCACACUAUUUCUUUUUCAGUACUUUCAGAAACCUUUUUAUAUAAUCCAACUUCAACUGAAACCAAAUUAGUCAAAACCUGGCUGAGAUUUGCCAGUGGGACUGUUACCUGUAUUGUUCAUUCUGUGCCAUAUUUUGAAUUGCAACAUUAUGCUAAGUAUAACUCUGCAAGUCAUGAUAUUGCCUAACUGCUUGUCAUAAUUUGUUGAGGCUGAAUGGUGGUAAAAAUUACUUUUCUUUCAAUCAGUGUUUUUACUUUUGCACGCAUUAUGAAAUGUUAAACAAAUUACUUUUCACCAGCAUCUUUACUAUAAUUACCAAAAACAUGUAUAUAAAUAAUGGAAUUGAAAAAUAAAAUAUAUAAAUAAAUUAGGUGAUGUAUUUGAAUGGCAUCAAUCUUAUACAUUGUGGUGCCCUAUGUAUUUACAGGAGUCCAGUGGUAUCAAAGGAAUAUGCAGUUCUGUUGGUGGGGGGGAUGUUUGUAAGGAUCUUGAACUAUUUAUGAGAUGAUCUUGAGCUUCUCUCUAAUUGCCAAUGAAGUCACUGUGAUGCUUUUCAGAGCUGAAGGGGUCGUUCUGUCGAUGGAAACACUAAUCCAUAAAGAGCUCUGUCCCAGAUCUUCUUCCUCCAGACCCAAAGAUUUUCUUUGGGUCUGCUGAAGAGAGAGUAUGUGGAUUUUACUGAAAAGGUAGGGUGUGAGGGGGCAAUAGCAGUCAACACAAAGAUUCUAAAUGCUCACAGAUCCAGGGGGCAGCUUCCCAAAGCAAUUAUUCAAGAACCUCCAUUUUGGAAAGAUUCCUUUCUCUGUAGAACAGUUCACCUAAGUUUUAUAAAUGUACAGAUGCACUUUAAAUGAAAGCCCUUGAUUACCUAGAAACUGCUAGCACUAGUGUUUCUUUUCUGAGAAUGCCUUUCCAACACAAAAGGUAAAUUAUCUUAUCAGCCUUUGGAUGUAAUGUCUACUUCUAGGAUGGGCCAUUUGUUCGAGGGCUAUUAUAAGGGUAGGAAGUAAGUUUGUAGCAUGCUGUCUGAAUUCUGGGGCAAGUUCCACCUCUCUCUUUAGUUGCCCUUAUUUUUUCUGAUGUAGGACUUCCUUUGAUGUCCCCCGUUGGGAGUCUAUUAGCAGUCCUUUGCAUUUGUCAUAAUUCAAAAGGGCCGUGGCAUCUGCAAUGUCCCUUUCAUUUCUUGCAUGAGUCUGCUUAAAUAAGUUUUUCGUUGUUGGGGUUUUUUUUUCUUUUAUGUUCUGUUCAGAAUUUGUACAUUCAAGUUGCACUUGUUAUAUCUGACAUGAAUGAAAUAAAAUCUUAAUUGCAGAUA
Molecule: messenger RNA, 4614 nt
Organism: Leptonychotes weddellii (Weddell seal)
Lineage: Eukaryota; Metazoa; Chordata; Mammalia; Carnivora; Phocidae
Source: RefSeq, a predicted model, not a curated record